Molecule: messenger RNA, 1654 nt
Organism: Ruditapes philippinarum (Manila clam)
Lineage: Eukaryota; Metazoa; Mollusca; Bivalvia; Venerida; Veneridae
Exons: 8
Coding region: 114-1529 (471 amino acids)
Source: RefSeq, a predicted model, not a curated record
GCAUGAGUAACAUGCCAAACAAACCAUAAUAAUUGAUACGUAAUUGGUAAAAAUAAACCGGGUAUAUAAAGCUGCUUUAAUUCGUCAUAGCCACCCAUUUAUAAGAAGAAAUAAUGGCUGAGGGUGGUGAAAGUGUCACAGGACUUGAUACAGAGCUUGCCACCCGAGGUAGCUUGACAAAUACUGAAAAUAAGAUGGAAGCUGUUUUUGAUGCAUUGCUGGAGAGAACCCGAAGUGAGAGAUUGAAUGAAUUGCAACAAAUUCAAAACAACAACAGACCUGUUACUGGACAGGAACACAGAAAUAACAUUAACCAGUUUAUGAAAAAAAAUAUUGAAAUACGAGAGAAUGUUACUGCGGCACAAGCAUCUGGAAAGGAAAAUGUUCCGUUUAAUACAAGCAAUGUCGAAGAGCACAGACCUGAGGCUGUUGUAAUUGAAAUCCAAGGCCUUUCUCAACAACAAAGAGUAUCAAAUACAUUGCAAACUGCAGCUUUCCGUCGACACCUUGAGGGUAUCAUUCGUGGAAGUAUUCGAUCAGUAGCACAGAAUCACAGUCCUGUAUCUUCGAAUAGACCAACUCCAUCACCUGCAAAUACCCCAGUCAGAGAACAGACUCCUGUUACUGAACCUACACCUGUUGUUGCUGAGCGACGAGACAGUGUAUCAAGCCACAGCACAACAUCUUCUUCUAGUGUAUCUGUUGAUUAUAACACAAGAGUUCAAGACCCUAGAGGUUUGCUUGGUGCUGUAUUGACUAAUAAUGCUACUCCACCACCACCCCCACCUCCUAUGCCUGCACAUGCUCAAGAAAGGCCAGUAAAUGUUGACUGGAAUAUUGUUGAGGAGAUUCAACAAGAAAGUCUCGUGCAGGAGGUCAGUGAGCUUGUACAUCGUAGACUUGUUACAUCCACCUUAGACGGAGAAUUUCGCAAUGUUUUGGAACUCCAUAUCAGGAAUCGUGUUGAUGCUACAGGAACAGAUGGACAUAGAGUACAGGAGUUUAUUCGUUCAAUUCCCCAGAGUCAUCCUCACAUUCAGAAUGAUUUCUCUAACAUUGGUAUACCACCACCAGGAGAGAACUGGGAGACUGCCUCUAUCACCAGCAUUAGUGCCACCGCUGUACCAUAUACUCAGACUAAUCUUCACAUGAGCAGGGAGAUAGCCUCACUGAAAGCACAAUUGCAAGAGAUGAAAAACAUGAUGAAGGUCAGUUUUGACCUCCAGUUGGAUAUUCAAAGAGCUAUUAGACAGGAAGUGGCUGCAGGCAUUGCUGCUGCUACAGGUGGAAAUGUUGCUUCGAACACUGUACCUCCGCAGAGUGCGACCACGGGCAGGGCGCAGCCUGUAAAUGAUACUCAUUGUUUGAUAUGCUUGGAUAAUCAUAGUGACUCGGUGCUGUAUCAGUGUGGUCACAUGUGCGUCUGCUUCCCAUGUGGCAGACAUCUAAUGGACAGAAAUGCCAAGUGUCCCGUGUGUAGGGCACCUAUCAGAGACAUAAUUAGAGCAUAUAAAUGUAAUCAAGAUUGAACACACUUUAUAUUGUUGCUAUGACUACAGACAUAUUGCAUGUUUGCAGAACAGUUCAAAGAAAAAAAACAUAUGUGUUCUGGCAUAAAAGGUUUGGAUGAGAUUAGGAAAAAACAUGUGUUGUA